CCUCCUCCUCCUCCUCCUCUUCCACCUCUUGCUCCUCCUUCCCCUCCUCCUCCUUCUCCUCCUCCUCCUUCUCCUCCUCCUUCUCCUUCUCCUCCUCCUUCUCCUCCUCCAUCUCCUCCGCCAUCUUCUCCUCCUCCUUCUCCUCCUCCUGCUCCUCCGCGAUCUUCUCCUCCUUCUCCUCCUAUUUCUCCUUCUCCUCCUCCUUCUCCUCCUCCAUCUCCUCCUCCUUCUCCUCCUCAAUCUCCUCCGCCAUCUUCUCCUCUUCCUUCUCCUCCUCCAUCUCCUCCGCCAUCUUCUCCUCCUUCUCCUCCUAUUUCUCCUUCUCCUUCUCCUUCUCCUCCAUCUCCUCCUCCUUCUCCUGCUCCUUCUCUUUCUCCUCCUCCCUCUCCUCCUCCAUCUUCUCCUAAUUCUCCUCCUCCAUCUCUUCCGCCAUCUUCUCCUCCUUCUCCUUCUCCUCCUCCUCCCUCUCCUCUGCCAUCUCCUCCUCCUUCUCCUCCUCCAUCUUCUGAUCCUUCUCCUCCUCCUUCUCCUCCUCCUCCUUCUCCUCUUCCUUCUCCUUCUCCUCCUCCUCGCUCUCCUCCAUCUCCUCCGCCAUCUUCUCCUCCUUCUCCUCCUCCGUCUCUUCCACCAUCUUCUCCUCCUUCUCCUUCUCCAUCUCCUCCUCCUUCUCUUCCUCCUCCGCCAUCUUCUCCUCCUUCUCCUCCUAUUUCUCCUUCUCCUCCUCCUCCUCCUUCUCCUCCAUCUCCUCCUCCUUCUCCUCCUUCUUCUCUUUCUCCUCCUCCCUCUCCUCCUCCAUCUCCUCUGCCAUCUUCUCCUCCUUCUCCUCCUCCAUCUCUUCCGCCAUCUUCUCCUCCUUUUCCUUCUCCUCCUCCAUCUCCUCCUUCUCCUCCUCCAUCUUCUGACCCUUCUCCUCCUCCUUCUCCUUCUCCAUGCUCCUCCUCCUCUUUUCUUCCUCUCCCUACUCCUCCUCCUCCGCCUCCUCCAUCUCCUCCGCCAUCUUCUCCUCCUUCUCCUCCUCCUCCUCCUCCUCCAUCUCCUCUGCCAUCUUCUCCUCCUUCUCCUCCUCCAUCUCUUCCGCCAUCUUCUCCUCCUUUUCCUUCUCCU
Amphiprion ocellaris (clown anemonefish) is the source of this 1104-nucleotide messenger RNA. RefSeq lists its product as uncharacterized. The transcript is spliced from 5 exons. The annotation marks the transcript as partial. Lineage: Eukaryota; Metazoa; Chordata; Actinopteri; Pomacentridae. The record is from RefSeq and is a predicted model, not a curated record.